This is a messenger RNA of Propithecus coquereli (Coquerel's sifaka), 3521 nucleotides long. RefSeq names its product transmembrane and tetratricopeptide repeat containing 2 (gene TMTC2). Gene Ontology annotation, cellular component: endoplasmic reticulum membrane. Gene Ontology annotation, molecular function: mannosyltransferase activity; protein binding. The coding region runs from base 437 to 2851 and encodes 804 amino acids. The transcript has 12 exons. Lineage: Eukaryota; Metazoa; Chordata; Mammalia; Primates; Indriidae. The record is from RefSeq and is a predicted model, not a curated record. Gene Ontology annotation, biological process: protein O-linked glycosylation via mannose.
CGGCUCGGUUGGGUCCCUGUGCCCCCAUCCCGCACUCUUCCACCUCCUCCGAGUCCCGCUCCUCACCUAGAGCGCCCCGAACUGCCAUGGGUUAGGGUGGGUGCCGCGACCCGCGUGAAGGACCAGCUCUGUGCAUCCGCCGAGGGACGCGGAGCCCGAACGCCGCUCGCCGCUUGCGGGCGCUGGGCAUGGGGAGUGCGGUGUGAGCCCGCACCCGGGGAGGACGCAGAAGCUGCGGAGACGGGAGCAAGGAGGAGGAGGAGAGGAGCCGUGGAUUGGAAGGACCCGAGGGAGGGAGAAGAGGGAGGGUGGGGAAGCGAGGGAAAAGUGAAGCUGGGAGGAGAAGGCGGCGGAAGGUGGGGAUUGAUGCUUCUGUUUUUUGUUGCCGCUGCUGCGCUCGCGCUGGGAGCUGAGCCGGAGGGAAGGCGGUGGAGAGAUGAUUGCAGAGUUGGUGAGCAGCGCUCUGGGGCUCGCCUUGUAUCUCAACACCCUGAGUGCGGAUUUCUGCUAUGAUGACAGCCGUGCUAUCAAGACUAAUCAGGAUCUUCUCCCAGAAACUCCAUGGACGCACAUUUUCUACAAUGAUUUUUGGGGGACUCUUCUAACCCACAGUGGCAGCCACAAGUCCUACCGGCCACUCUGCACUCUUUCUUUUCGCCUGAACCAUGCCAUUGGAGGGUUGAAUCCCUGGAGCUACCAUCUUGUCAAUGUCCUGUUGCAUGCAGCAGUCACUGGUCUCUUCACAAGCUUCUCCAAGAUCCUCCUUGGUGAUGGAUACUGGACCUUCAUGGCUGGCUUGAUGUUUGCCUCACAUCCCAUUCACACAGAGGCAGUGGCCGGAAUCGUGGGACGAGCUGAUGUCGGGGCCAGUCUCUUCUUUCUCCUCUCCUUGCUCUGCUACAUUAAACACUGUUCUACAAGAGGCUACUCAGCCACGACUUGGGGCUGGUUCCUGGGGACGGGACUGUGUGCAGGAUGCAGCAUGUUGUGGAAGGAACAAGGAGUGACUGUUCUCGCGGUUUCAGCCAUUUAUGAUGUCUUUGUCUUUCACAGGCUGAAAAUGAAACAGAUAUUACCUACCAUUUACAAAAGGAAGAACUUGUCUCUUUUUCUCAGCAUUAGUUUGUUAACUUUCUGGGGGACCUCCCUUUUGGGUGCCCGGUUAUACUGGAUGGGAAACAAACCACCAAGCUUUUCCAACUCUGACAACCCAGCUGCUGAUUCAGAUAGCCUCCUUGCCCGCACGCUCACCUUCUUCUACUUGCCAACCAAGAACCUCUGGCUGUUGCUAUGCCCAGAUACACUCAGCUUUGACUGGUCGAUGGAUGCUGUGCCUCUGCUCAAAACAAUUUGUGAUUGGAGAAACCUACACACUGUGGCCUUCUAUACUGGACUCCUCCUCCUUGCCUACUAUGGUUUGAAGAGCCCAAGCACAGAAAGAGAAUGCAAUGGGAAAGCUGUAACAAAUGGCAAGCAGAAUGCAAAUGGACAUAGCUGCCUUUCAGAUGUGGAGUACCGGAACUCAGAGAUUAAGCCCAGCUUUGCAUCCAAAGUAGAAAAUGGCAUUAAAAAUGAUGUAUCACAGAGAACGCAACUUCCUUCUACUGAGAACAUUGUUAUUCUGUCUUUAUCUUUGUUAAUAAUUCCGUUUGUUCCUGCCACGAACUUGUUUUUCUAUGUCGGCUUUGUAAUUGCAGAGCGAGUAUUAUAUAUUCCUAGUAUGGGCUUCUGCCUCCUGAUUACAGUGGGUGCCAGAGCCCUUUAUGUCAAAGUCCAAAAGCGGUUUCUCAAGACCUUGAUUUUUUAUGCUACAGCAACAUUAAUUGUUUUCUAUGGACUCAAGACUGCAAUCAGGAAUGGAGACUGGCAGAAUGAGGAAAUGCUGUAUAGGUCAGGGAUAAAAGUAAACCCAGCUAAAGCAUGGGGUAACCUUGGAAAUGUUCUGAAGAGUCAGAGCAAAAUUUCUGAAGCUGAAACCGCCUAUAGAAAUGCUUUGUACUACCGCAGCAACAUGGCUGACAUGCUUUAUAAUUUAUCCGAUCAGGUUUUUGCUGCAUAUUUAAACACCGGUAUUAUUCUAAUGAACCAAGGAAAGACAGAAGAAGCCAGACGUACGUUCUUAAAGUGUUCUGAGAUCCCAGACGAAAACCUGAAAGACCCUCAUGCACACAAGAGCUCUGUUACCAGCUGUCUGUACAACCUGGGAAAACUCUAUCAUGAGCAGGGACACUAUGAGGUUGGGCCAAUACCUGUACAUCCUUUUCCUUCCCCGUUAUUCUCAUCCAUGGGUGAAGCAUAUAUGCGCUUAAGCAAGCUCCCUGAAGCUGAGCAUUGGUAUAUGGAAUCUCUGAGGUCCAAGACUGACCACAUCCCUGCUCAUCUUACUUAUGGGAAACUGCUGGCUCUAACAGGUCGUAAGAGUGAGGCUGAAAAGUUCUUCCUGAAGGCUAUCGAACUGGAUCCCACCAAAGGAAACUGCUACAUGCAUUAUGGUCAAUUUCUUCUGGAAGAAGGUCGCCUCAUAGAAGCAGCUGAGAUGGCAAAAAAAGCAGCUGAACUGGACAGCUUGGAGUUUGACGUUGUCUUCAAUGCUGCACACAUGCUCAGACAGGCUAGCCUGAACGAAGCAGCUGAGAAGUACUAUGACCUGGCAGCCAGGCUGAGGCCUAAUUAUCCCGCUGCUCUGAUGAACCUGGGAGCCAUCCUGCACCUCAACGGCAGACUCCAGAAGGCUGAGGCCAACUACUUGCGGGCGCUGCAGCUCAAGCCGGAUGACGUCAUCACGCAGUCCAAUCUCCGCAAACUCUGGAACAUCAUGGAAAAACAAGGCUUAAAGACUUCCAAGACCUGACACAGGGAGCGGAAACUCAUCCUCCUCCAUUUUCAAAAGCUGGCUUCGUUAACAGACAGAACUUCCCAGCAGUGCUAUGAUAAGAACGCAUUUUGGACUUCAAGACCAGGGCAGAGGUCAUUGAGGUCACUGCCACUUCUGGGAGAAUCCACUUUGCUGUUGGCACAGCUGUUAACACCAAAAAGGGAGGACAUUGGAAACCUCCUGGAGGAUGUAAUUGUCACCCAUAGACUAUAAACCAGAGCACUUAAAACAGAAUUUUUUGACAUUCUUAAAAGGGAGGGGUGUCUAAGUCACAGAUUUGGUUCAUUUUCAAAGCUAAUCUCAAAAUUAUAUUGUUCCUUAAACACUGUGAAAGGAAGUCAGAGUGUCCACUCAGCCACAGUACUCUGUUGAGGUAAAGUUGUUGGAGUGAUUAAAGUGUAGUGUGAAUCCCAGUGAGCCGCUGGUUGUCCUGACGCUGCUGUCUUCCCUCUUUGGGACAGCCUGCUUACCAGUUUCGGAAGCUUAGGAAACUAUUGUUUAAAUACUGUGUCAGAAUCUGUUGGAAUCUGCGGUUGUUUCUUGACGAGUGCACAUGAUGUUUUAUGAUUUAUAUGUCACAGUCUUCAUUCUUUGGGACAUCAUUCGCUUUUUGAAAAGGAUUUGGGGAGAGUAGAGCUAAACAUAC